This is a messenger RNA of Parascedosporium putredinis, 1086 nucleotides long. The record is from the annotation of a GenBank genome assembly. NCBI's taxonomy places the organism in Eukaryota, Fungi, Ascomycota, Sordariomycetes, Microascales, Microascaceae.
AUGACCCCGGCGAUGUGUGAAGAGAUGAGAAAAUUGGUAGACGCCGGCGGACUCGAAGGCCUAAAGAGAAAGAUUGUUGAAGAAGGGAAUCCGGGCUCCCUACACGCCCCCGAUUCGCCCAUCGAUUCAUCUCAGAGCGAUGGCUUAAGCAUCGUCGACCGCCGCUGGGGCGAGCUCUUUGACAAAAAUGGCAAUGCUACUCCACGACUCGGCCAGGUGCUCCGAGGCAUCGCCAAAUACCUCAUUUCCGAAGUGUCCCCCGCAGAAAGCGUCGUCAUUUCACCGGCAAAGCUAGCAAACUUUUACCGCGAGUAUUCCGUAGACAAUGAACCACACUGCUUUUCAGACAUAUUCAAGUGCCGCGAUGAUAGCAAAGAAGAGUAUCGCAACAUCGCCGAGCUCUUCGAAGACCUCGAGUGCGACUACCACCUCAUCAAAGCUACCCCAACCUCGCGACCCAUCGUCCCCGCCCUCACCCCGGCCGGCUUCGCCAAGUGGACCAUCAUGGCCAUCUUCGCCUACCCAGACGUCGAGGCCAAGCGACUCGACUGCAUCAUGUCCCAGCUCCCCAUCGACGCCGACGGGCCCUUUGUCGACGGAAAACCCGAGCGGCUACCCAAACAACUCUCCCGGUAUCUCCUGCCCAGCAAAGCAGACAAAUCCGCCCGAAGCAACUUCAAGAUCUUUGUCGACGACUUCUUCCAAGACCGGGAGUCCCGGCAAAGAGCCGCGGAGAAAUCCCGGAGGCACCCGAGCGAUGGCUUUUCUUCUUCCAAGACGCCCGCCCAGGGCGGAAACCAGGACAGCGUCGCCAAGAAAGACUACCCCGGCGCGGGCCCCGCCCGGCAGCCCCGGGACGAAAGAAGAGGUCGAGCAAGAACGUCAGCUUCAAAGGUCUCCGCCAAAGGAGGGCAGCGGCACAGAAAGCGGUGGCGGGGCCCUUCCCGCGGCCUCCCACCCUUUUUCGGGCAGAGCCGGCCGCCCCUACAACUUGACCAACAUUACCGUGCCGCCGUCGGGCCGCACCAGCCAGGAGCGAGCCUCGAGGCCGAAGCCCUCGCGGCGUGCCGAAGCCUCCGACUUUGA